This is a messenger RNA of Rhincodon typus (whale shark), 1305 nucleotides long. Its product is annotated as G-protein coupled receptor 22-like. Gene Ontology annotation, molecular function: G protein-coupled peptide receptor activity. Gene Ontology annotation, biological process: neuropeptide signaling pathway. Lineage: Eukaryota; Metazoa; Chordata; Chondrichthyes; Orectolobiformes; Rhincodontidae. Gene Ontology annotation, cellular component: membrane. Bases 1 to 1305 code for a protein of 434 amino acids. The transcript has a single exon. The record is from RefSeq and is a predicted model, not a curated record.
AUGAACGCAACCAUGGAAUUGGAUAACUAUGAAACGGUUCUGGAGACCACAGAUGGCUCUGCUUUGAACGAGGGUUGGUAUGUCUCGUACCCAAUGAGCUUCCAGGUUUCCCUGACCAGCUUCCUCAUGCUGGAGAUUGUCCUGGGCUUUAGCAGCAACCUCACCGUGCUCAUUCUAUACUGCAUCCAGUCUAACCUGGUGGAUUCCAUCAGUAACAUUGUUACCAUGAACCUCCACGUCCUGGACAUUAUCAUCUGCCUCGUGUGUGUCCCAUUCACCAUUGUCAUUGUUCUCAUUCCUCUGGAGAGAAAUGUGGCUCUGAUCUGUUGCUUCCAUGAAGCCUGUGUCACCUUUACCAGUAUUGCCACCGCGGUUAAUGUCCUGGUGAUCAGCCUUGACAGAUACGACAUCUCUGUCAAACCAGCCAAUCGGGUCCUAACGCCCAGUCGGACAAUCCUCCUGCUGACCUCAGUCUGGAUUGUGUCGCUGAUGGUGUUUUUCGUUCCCUUUAUUGAAGUGGAGUUUUUCGGGGAUCCGCUGCACAGUACGGCCUGGCAAAACCGAACACUGCUCUGUGUCAGUGCCAAUGAGUACCAUAAGGAGCUGGGCAUGUAUUACCACCUCUUCAUCCAGAUCCCCUGCUUCUUUGUGGCUGUUGCAGUCAUGUCGGUCACCUACACCAGGAUCCUCCAGGCCCUGAACAUCCGCAUCGGAUCACACUUCACACGCAGUCAAAAACGCAAAAGCAAAAGUAAGAAGAGGAAGAAGAAGAAGCCAGGGAGCUCCCUCAGCAACCAGUAUGAGACAAAGAAGCUGACCUCAGCACCAGUCACUCCGAAUCCCAUGCCGCUGGGUGUUCAGGCCUCUGUGUCGGUUAUUAUUGCCCUCCGUCGAGCUGUGAGACGCCAUCGUGAUCGGCGUGAGCGGCAGAAACGAGUCUUCAGAAUGUCUCUGAUCAUCAUCUCCACCUUCGUCGUCUGUUGGGCCCCCAUUUCCAUCGUGAACCUUCUCAUUCUCUGCCUAGGGCCCAGCGAUUGGUUGGUGAAGCUCCGGAUCUGCUUCCUCGUCAUGGCUUACGGUUCCACGGUCUUCCACCCGCUCCUCUACGCCUUCACCAGGCAGAAACUCCGGAAAGUUCUCAAGAACAAAAUGAAGAAGCGGGUGGUAUCAGUUCUGCAGGUAGACCCUGCCCCCAGUGGGACAAUCAUUCACAAUUCCUGGGUCCAUCCCAGAAAGACACAUAAACUGAAGCUGGAGUGCAGUGAUGCUACUGACCACUGCCUAACAGAAGCGGCCAAAGACUGA